AUGGAUCCAUCGCAGGCGCAAAGCCCGCCCUCAUCGCGGCUCUCUGCGAUGGCCUUGAACGGCUCGCCAUCGGCGCAGCUGGCUGCAAUGGCCUUUAAUGCCUCACCUUCGGGACGGCUGGCUGAGAUGGCCCUGAACAGCCCACCCGUUCAGCAGGCUCCACGUGAUGCACCUACUGAUCCCACUGGUGCCCCUGGUAGAGCUUCCCCCACUUACACCUCUUUGUUUGGUGGCACUUCCCCUCGUAGGACUCCUCACUUGACUGAAAGUCCUUCCCCCACUUCGAGCCUUCCCAACACGCCUUCCCCCUCGACAGGCACCUAUCUGGACACUUGA
Molecule: messenger RNA, 336 nt
Organism: Penicillium crustosum
Lineage: Eukaryota; Fungi; Ascomycota; Eurotiomycetes; Eurotiales; Aspergillaceae
Exons: 1
Coding region: 1-336 (111 amino acids)
Source: RefSeq, a predicted model, not a curated record